ACAACUGAUAACUCCACCUGCCUGCCGACGGUGGCGUUGCCGGCGCUCUGCGAGACUGUGACAUGUCUCGGGGCGACGGCCGAACCCAUCGCCAUGGCUUGGCUUCCGUGGCUGGUGUGGACUGUGGCUUUCUGUCUCAUGUUGGCUGUCGCCAUCGGCGGCAACAGUGUCGUCUGCUGGAUCAUUCUAGCCCACCGGCACAUGCGAACCGUGACCAACUACUUCUUAGUCAACCUGAGCGUGGCAAAUCUGCUCAUGUCCUGUCUCAACUGCUCCUUCAACUUCAUCUACAUGCUGAACACGGACUGGCCAUUCGGCAACACCUAUUGCAUCAUCAGCAACUUCAUGGCCAACCUGACGGUGGCGGCCAGCGUCCUGACACUGAUGGCUAUCGCCCUGGAAAGAUACGUCGUGAUCCUCCACCCGCUUCGGAGACGUCUGAGCAAACGAGGUGCUGUCGGCGGAAUGAUUGGAAUUUGGACGGCCAGCGCUCUGCUGUCGGCCCCUUGCCUGCUCUACUCACAUGUCGUCACGCAUGUGUUCAGCGGCGGUGAGAUCAAGCGGGGCUGUCUGGUGGAGUGGCCCGGCGACCCAGAGGUCAAAUCAUUCUCCGACUACGUGUACAACAUGGUAUUCCUGAUAACCACUUACGUGCUGCCGAUGCUGGCCAUGGCUGUAUCCUACGUCAUCAUCGGUAAGUGGAAGAACCAGGAGAAUGUAGAACCAGUGAACUAG
This is a messenger RNA of Amphibalanus amphitrite, 735 nucleotides long. Its product is annotated as tachykinin-like peptides receptor 86C. Gene Ontology annotation, cellular component: plasma membrane. The transcript is spliced from 5 exons. The coding region runs from base 94 to 735 and encodes 213 amino acids. Lineage: Eukaryota; Metazoa; Arthropoda; Thecostraca; Balanomorpha; Balanidae. Gene Ontology annotation, biological process: G protein-coupled receptor signaling pathway. The record is from RefSeq and is a predicted model, not a curated record. Gene Ontology annotation, molecular function: tachykinin receptor activity.